AUGAAAGCGUUGAAAUGGAUCAUGCAAUAUGAACAUGCAAAUGCGGAAGAGUUGAAAGAGUUGGCGGUAAAAGAAGCUGCGGAAAUGGUGGAAAAACAAGAAAACUGGGAAGAAGAAAAAGAAAACAUGAAUCUUGAACUCGACCUUUUACGUGAACGCAUAACUGCCACAACAAACGCCACCGAUCUCAGUGAAACUUUUCGAACACGAAUUAACAGUUUAACAGAAGAAAAUGUUUAUUUGAAGGGAAGAAAUCAAGAACGCGAUCGUGAAUUAGCAGAACAAAGUGAUAAAGCUGAGAAAUUAAGUUGCCGCGUAGAACAACUCGAGAAUGAACGUGCUAAACUUAUUCAACAGCAAGCAUUUUUGGAUGAAUCCAUUCGUGAACUAAGUAAACGACUUGAAAAUAAAUUAGAAGGAACUGCGACUAAUGAAGCCGAAACGUUGAAAUUACGACAACGAAGCCAACAAGCUGCAUUACUUUCCAAACAGCUUCAGGAAGUGGCGCAACAAAAUGAUGAACUUCGAGCAGAAAUUGAACAACUUUCAACAGCGCUUGCCUCAGCAACAACCUUUAUCGAGGAUACUGCUAAUAAUUAUCAAACAUUAUAUGAGCAAUUGCUGGAAAGUGAUAAAAUUAUCGAACGUUUAACCAAUGACAAUGAAUUACUUAGUAUAAAGCUCGAAGACAACAAGGCGAUAGCUGGAAAGUCGGAGAAUGUUGACGAAAACUCACUUCAACACUAUAAGGAACUGCUCCAGAACAAAGAUGAGCAAAUUGAAGCACUACAGCUGAAGUCUGAAAAUUUACAAGUUGAAUUACAAGAAUUACAAGCUCAAAAUAUGUUCGACAAUAAUAUGGAAGGUGAAAAAGAAAUGGAAAGAUUACGAACGGAACUUCUUGAUGCUACCAAAGUAGCCCGACAACUUUUCAGUACUACAGUAAAAAGUUAUCAAGUUGAUCCGUCAAUUGCGCAAAUGCAAUGCCAAAUAACAACGCUCAAUGAGACUGUUGACAAUUUGCAUGCUGAAAUUAAGCAACAUGAAAUGGAUAAUAGCGAACUUAUACGUAAUCUGGAAAUGAAAGAUAUCGAAAAUCAAAAAGUGAAUGCUGAACUGAAAAGACUUCGAGGGGAAAUAUUCGGAAGUGCGGAAAUUGAAAUUAGUCGUUUGGAGAAGCAGCUCAAGUUUCGGGAACAGCAAAUCGAAAAGUUGACAGCUAAAUGUUCACUGUUACAAAUUGAAUUGAGCUCUGCUUUUGAUAAUUCCGAUCAUAAACUAGCAGGUUCCGUUCCUGCGACAAAUUCCGCAGAGAAAUCGCUAAUACUGGAAGAAUGCAAAACAGAUAGAAGUGGAAAUGAAUUGGAAAAUUCUAUUGAAGGUGGCGUUAAUGUUUUAUGUGAAACGAAAGGAAUUGAUGUUAAAUGCCAGGAAUAUCUGGAGGAUACAUUAAGGACGAAGAAAAUACCUGUAAAACUCGGGGAAAAGAAAAGGAAAUAUAAGGAAGGCUUAGAAAAUCUGGAAGCUAGUGCGAUGAUUAUUUCAUCACUUAACCAUGAAUUGAUGUUGCUCAUGCAGGAAUUGGACGAAAAAGAUAGCCAACUGCAACGUAUGGAAAAGAACAUGCAGCGUGCAGCAAGCAGUAUCGAUGAACUAAAAGUGAAGUAUUUCAAUCUGCAGAAGGAAGUAUCUGUAAAUGAUAUGACACAGCACAAUAAAAUUAUCGAUGAGUUACGUCAACAAAUGGAAUGUUAUGAGAUCGAAAUUGAGGAACAUCAGAAAUUGGCCAAUUCGAUACGUUUAAGUGGAAAUGAGAUGCAACAGAAAGUAGAAGAGAUGAACAGACAAGUGGUCGCAGAACGAUUGCGAAAUCUUCAACUUGUACGAAAAGUAGAAAUUGUUGAACGUAAUCGAAACAAUCAAAAUAUUGAAUAUAGGAAACUUGAGCGGAACUACCAAAAGCAACGUUUGUUACACAUUACACAACUUAAGACUACCAACUAUGAAUCGGAUUUGGCAUCAGUUGAGAUAGCACGUCUUCAAACACUUUUAUUGCAUUCUGUUCCUAAACGAGAUUAUGAUAAACUAUUGGCAGAACACAAGCAAAUGUUAAUUUCUGAUGACAAUUAUAAAUCGAUAGAUGAUUUCAAAAAUGAUGAAAAGGAGAAAGAUUACAUCGUUGCAAACCUUUUGGAGAUGAGUGAUGAAGCAAGAAGUGGUGAAAUUACAGUAGAGAAUGCUCAUUUAAAGGAAAUGAUAAAUGUUCUAAGAAGCCAAAAUGAAUAUUGGCAAAAUGAAGUGGAGAAAAUUCGAGAGCAAAAUACCGAAAUGAUGCAUUUUCUGGAAGAUGUUGAAAGUGAAUCACAGAUGAAAAGUCUAUUAGCUGCAUUAGAACGGCGCUUCCUAAAAGCACUUUCCGAUCGAGCGUUAUUUUCACAAAAUCAAAAAUUGACCGGUCAUCAAUUCUUGAAUCAGCAUAAUGAAUUUGCUAGGAAAAAACGAAGUUGGGCAAAUGAGAAAAAAAAAUUGAUCCAAGUAAUCAGAUCGUUGCAGUUACUCCUUCAGCGUAUGCGAUCAAAUUCAAUGGAAUUGAUUACUGUACAACAGAUGCUACAGUAUAAGGAGAAGUUUAUUGAGAUCAAUGCUAAUUAUACAAAAAGUCAGAAGUACAAAGAAGAGAGAAAAGAAGAAUUAGAUUUGCAACUACGACAUGCUGAAGCAUUACGAAAAAGUUAUGAAUUGUUGCAAGAGAAUGAUUACAAUGUGAUCAAAUUGAGGAAAAGUUUACAAGCCAGUCAUUUAAAUAUGCUCACUGCAAAGAAGCAACUUGAAAAUGCUGAAUUACAGAUACAAAGGAAAGAUAAAGAGAUUCAGAAAUUGGAGGAAACAGUAAACAGUCUACAAAGAGAAAAUGAAGAUUUAUUUGCAGCAACUUUUAAAAUGUCCGAUUUCAAUGAUGAAAAUGAAAGAAUUGAUGAAUCCAUCAUUUCUCCUAUUGCUAACGAACUUUUUCCAAGUGUUGGAAAUGAUGAAUUGAAAUUAGAUGAUCAGAAUGUUAGCGGUGAAAAAGCAAACUUGGAGAUGGAAGAAUCUGAAAAUACUGGGCGGAAAGGUGAGACACCAACAGAAACCAUCGAUAGUGAAUGGGACGUGAAAUGUCAUGCGAUAACUGAUUUACAAGCAGAUGUUACACCCAAAACUGCGCGCACUUAUUCGGAGGAAUAUAUGAAAAAAUUGAAUUAUUUCAGUGAAACAGCCAAAUUAUGUAUUGCAAAUUAUAAGGAACAGUUGAAGUAUAAAGAUGAAGUUAUUGAAAAAUAUAAAUCAUUGUUAAAAAUUAUGCCGGAUGAACAAACUGCGCAAAGGAUCGUCGAUGAUUCAUCAUCAAUUACAAUGGGUGAUUUAACAAGACGAAAACUGCGAACAUCAAGCGAAAUUUUAUCACAAAAUUACGACACUAAUAUUGAAACAAAAGAUAUGGAAAUAAUUAAACUGCGAAAUGACAUCGAACAAUUCAUUAAGGCAAAUCGAAAACUUACAAAAGAUCUUCAACACUUUCGCAAUCAAGCUAAAGAUUGUGCAGAGAUUAGUACGCAAACUGAUUUGCUUGUGAUCAGUGAUAAUGAUGAGAUUAUGGAUGGAAUUAUUGGGAAUAAAGAGAAUAACAUGCCUAAUACGACAACAAAAACAGGAAAAAGCGUUACUAGUCAGGAACCAUCAACAGUUACACAGAUACGAACACUAUCAUCAAAACAAUUUACGCCUGUUGAAGUGACUGAUGCGCAAAAUAAUAAUGUUCUAAUGGAAGCACUACGAAGGGAAGAAUCAAGAACGAUGGUAAUGCGUAUGGAAAUCAGAGAUCUGAAACAACGCAAUGCUGCAUUACAGAUUAAAAAUCAGGAACUGGAAAAGGCAUGUGAAAAUAUUCGAGUUCAAGCAUUAUCUGAAAUUAAACAUAGCUAUACAUCCAAUAUCAAUGUCGAACCAGAAGCUACUGUUAUGAGACUUCAAGAGGAACUUUCUGACCUUAAAAAAGAAGCCGGAAAUCAGAAGAAAUUGAUUCGGGAACAAAAAGAAGUCAUUGAUCGAUUGCAGAAAAAUCAAUCCGUUAAAAAUACACAGGAAGAGAUAUCAAAAUGGCAUGAAAAGAAAGCACGUGAAAACAACGUUAGUCUACUUCGGAAAAAACUGAAAGAUACGGAACAACGUGAACAGGAAGCAUGCGACAAGUUAAAAAGACGCGAUCAACAAAUCAAACAAUUGCAUCAAUCAGAAAAUAGUCGAAGUGGUGAACUGAAACGAUUGCAAGAGAUGAUCAGAAAGUUGAAGAGUGAUAAGGAAUUGAAUAACUUGCAAGGGAAAAUAGUGAAUGAUCGCUUAAAAACAGCAGAAGAAACAAACAUAUAUUUGAAUCAGAAAAUUGUUCAAAUGGAAAAGGAAAACAGAGAACUAUUGUCAAGUGUCAGCGAGAAGGAGAAAAUUCCGAAAGGUGCAAAAACAACUGAUGGUAUUGAUGAAAUAAGUAGAGAUGUAGUACAUAAUAUACCUGACGAAGAAUUACAUAGGCUGAGAGAAAAAGCUGAACAGUACGAUGAUUUAUUGAGACAAAUAAUCAAGCUGGAAAUUGAAAUUGAGAAACAACGUGAAGAAAUCCGAUCACUGAAUGAUAAACUAAACGAGCGAAAAUACGACUGUGGUGCGGUUGCUGUCCUACGCGACAAACUUAUGGCCAAAGAAAAAGUUAUCGAACAACAAGUUGUCUUUUGCUUGCAGAAAAAUUAUUAG
This is a messenger RNA of Loa loa (African eye worm), 4785 nucleotides long. RefSeq lists its product as hypothetical. Lineage: Eukaryota; Metazoa; Nematoda; Chromadorea; Rhabditida; Onchocercidae. Bases 1 to 4785 code for a protein of 1594 amino acids. The record is from RefSeq and is a predicted model, not a curated record. The transcript is spliced from 24 exons.